Cadophora gregata is the source of this 768-nucleotide messenger RNA. RefSeq lists its product as uncharacterized. Gene Ontology annotation, biological process: protein deubiquitination. Gene Ontology annotation, molecular function: deubiquitinase activity. The transcript has 2 exons. NCBI's taxonomy places the organism in Eukaryota, Fungi, Ascomycota, Leotiomycetes, Helotiales, Ploettnerulaceae. The coding region runs from base 1 to 768 and encodes 255 amino acids. The record is from RefSeq and is a predicted model, not a curated record.
AUGGCUCCAAGUAAGAACUCGAGGAAAUCUAAUCAUCGCUCCACGCUCUCGCUACAGAAGACAGAGAUAAAGAUCAAUGUCUACGACUUACUUCCACCUGGGAAAUUAGCUUCCAUAUUAUGGACAAUCGGCUCUUCACUCCUCCACUCCGGCGUCGUUAUAAACAACAGAGAAUAUGCGUAUGGAGGACACGAUAGAAGAGGACUGACUGGCGUCUAUUACACCCCGCCUCGAGCUGUGCCGCCUGGAGGGACAUUCCAAUGUGAGAUCCUCCACGGCUUCACAGUCCAGCCACAAAAUGAAAUAGACGCAAUCAUAAAAGAAGCUUCCGACGUCUUUCAGGGCACAUCCUACAACCUCCUCACUCGAAAUUGCAACCAUUUCACGGCCUACCUCUGCGAGAAACUUACUGGGCGAGCUGGGCCAAGCUGGUUGAAUAGAGCUGCUAGUAUUGGCGUUGCGCUGCCUUGUGUGGUUCCGAAGGAGUGGAUUGCUCCUCCAGAUUUCGAAACUGCGGAUGGAGAGCUAAUGGAUGACGAGGAACGACAUGAAAGUCAUGAGAGGUCGGGGAUGCUGAGGGACAUGGAUACGAGUCUGCAGAGACGGAGCGUGGAUUUCACAGAGGAUGACGAAUGGGAUAGUGAGGAAGAGAGAAGACAGGGUGGGAGUGGGAAGGGGAAAGGCAAGGUCAGAGAUACGUCCGGAAGGGUUGUACCUCCUGCCGAGAGAGCUCCAACCAAGAAGACUAGGGCGGCAAACUUGUCAUAA